GCGGAGCUGACGUAAGCCGGCAGCGUACGGACCCAUCCGUCAUGGCCGAUGGGGGCGGCGAGGCGGGAGCGCGCGCGGUGUCCUCCCCGCCGCUGCGGGGGCUGCAGCUGGUGCAGCAGGGGGCCGAGGCGCGGCUGUACCGGGGACGGUUCCUGGGCCGGCCGGCUGUGGUCAAGCUCCGCUUCCCCAAGCGCUACCGGCACCCGGCGCUGGAGGAGCGGCUGAGCCGGCGGCGGACGGCGCAGGAGGCCCGCUCCUUGCUGCGCUGCCGCCGGGCAGGGAUUUCUGCACCAGCGGUUUACUUUGUGGAUUAUGUCUCCAACUGUAUAUAUCUUGAAGAUAUCGCAGGAUCAACUAUAGUUCGGGAUUAUAUAACAUCUGUACAGCAAAGUGGAAAAGAUACCAGGAACCUCUUUCUCUUAGCAGAAAAGAUAGGUGAGGUUUUGGCACGAAUGCAUGAUGAGGAUCUUGUCCAUGGAGAUCUUACAACUUCCAACAUGCUUUUGCGACCACCAGUAGAAGAGCUGGACCUGGUGCUGAUAGAUUUUGGACUGAGUUUUAUUUCUGGUCUUCCUGAGGAUAAAGGAGUCGAUUUGUAUGUUUUGGAGAAAGCUUUUCUGAGUACUCAUCCAAACACAGACACUCUGUUUGAAGCCCUGCUGAAGAAGUACUCUACUACAUCUAAAAAAUCAAGCCCUGUGAUCAAAAAGCUGGAUGAAGUACGACUAAGGGGAAGAAAGAGAUCCAUGGUUGGAUAGAAGAAAGCAGAGUUUGUGGGAGGGUAGGGGAAAUGUAACUUCCUAUGAUGUGCAAAUGUGCUUAUUUUUAUUAAUUGUUUGGUCUUAUUUAAUAAUUCACCAUUUUGGUAGCCUUCAUUGUCUUAAAAGUGUACAGUAAGUCAGUUUAAUCCAACAUGGUGGUCAUCCUUGUACAGCCAUCUGACAAGUGGCUUAGAGUAACCAAGUUAAAGUGCAGGUGGGAAAGUAACAGCUGAGGUGGGAACAGUUGCUUUUCUUGUCUCCUAACUAUCAGAUCCAUUUUUUUAAAGCAAAAUCCAGUAUUUGUAGUGUUUUUUGCUAUGCAAACAUAGAGCUUGUAUUGUUAGAGCAUUAAAAAUGUUAUAUGCUUAUUGCAGUAAAUUUGGGAAAGUGUAAAUUUCGGCUCGCGCUCAGUUUUCAAAUCAACUUUGUUUCCUUAAGCCAAUAGUCAGUUACAUGAGUAAUAAAAAUGACCAGUUCCUCUGCUGAGGAUCUUUCAGUUAAACAAAAAUGUUGCAACUUUCCAUGCAGAGUUUCUGUAAGACGGAGUGCUUCCAUUCUGACUGUUUAGACCCUCUAAAAUUAAACAAUUUAUCAGAGUAUAGCAACAGCAGAAUGCCAUAGUGGAUCAGAGGUGAGGUCCAUGUACUCUGGUAUCCUAUUUCCAACUCUGGUCAAUAUCAGAUACUUCAGAGGAAAAUAUAUUCCUGGGGGAAUUCUGCACCAAAAAAUUAAAAUUCUGCAUAUUUUAUUUGUCAAAACACAGUAUAAUCAUGCCAUUUUCAAUUAUUUUGGUAAUUGAUUUCAAAAUACCUGUCACGUAUGUCUGUAAUGAUACAGAUGACAAAAAGGAUUCCCCUCAGUAGUAGGGAGUUAAAGAAACCCUUAGGACAACCCAGUUCCUGUUUCUCUGUGAUGCUUUUGUUGGAAGGCUCACACAUGCCAGGAGAAAACUCAGCCCCUCCAAUCUUUUAGUUGAUUCUUGUUUUUUUGCCCUCCCCCCAUAUGGUUACCAUAUUUCAAGUUCCUAAGUAGAGGAUGCUGGCAGGAAGAGGGAGCCGUGGAGUCAGACACUCACAUCCCUUCCCCUCCUGAGUCCAACCGUGGGGCAUUUCCCAGCCCAAAUGUCCACAUCCCCAAAGUCCAGCUGCAUGCUCUACUCCACAUUUUAUUACUGUCUUGCCAGGCAGAGAUGACUUAUACCUCCUGAGUGUGUGUGUGUGUGUGUGUGUUGGGGGGGCACAAUUUAAAGGUUUGGCUGUCCCAGAACAACUCAAGUCAUGCUCCCCCCAGCAGGCCUCUCCCCCUCCUUACCUAAGUCUCCCUUCCUGCAAAGCAGCAGUUCCUCCUUGCAGCUCCAAGCUAUUGCUUCUGCCUAUUUUGCCAGCUGCUGUGCAGGGAGGAGGUCUGGCUGCACCAUGUGACUAAGCGGGGCCAGCAAACCUGAGAACUGCAGCCUGCCUAAGCCUUCUGGGGAGCUGGGCUCUGCUGGACCCUAGCAGUAGGCAGCAGCUCUGCAGUGCCAAUUCUGUGGGAGGGGGAGGGAAGGAAAUAAAAUUCUAUGCAGAACAUUAAUUCCGUGCAAACUCUGUGUUGUGCAAUGGUGCAGAAUUCCCCCAAGAGCCAAAAUGUAAGAAAAAUGCAGUAGGCAGAUGUGAGCUAAUUGGCCCCCCACAUUGUGAUCACUCGCAUCUAAGCCCUGAAGUGCACAUUUGAACAUUAAUUGGGAAUAUGUUUUUAGCAUUGACUAUUAUAACUCUGGAUAUUCUUGUUAUCUGUAUAAAUGUCCAAUUCCUUCUUGAAUGUUAAGUUCUUAGCCUCUGACUUUUGGUGGCAAUCGGUUCUACAGUCUAAUUAUGUAUUUAUUUCCUGUCAUCAGUUUGGACUUGCCACCUUUUGUUCCCUUGUUCCUGUGGUAUGAAAUGGGGAGAGCAGAAACUCCUGAUCUACCAUCUCUAUCCCAGACAUUAUUUUAUACUUUUAUUCCCUGUUUAUGUCCUUUCCAAAAUACAGAAUCUGCAUCUUU
Dermochelys coriacea (leatherback sea turtle) is the source of this 2784-nucleotide messenger RNA. It is a transcript of the gene TP53RK, whose product is annotated as TP53 regulating kinase. NCBI's taxonomy places the organism in Eukaryota, Metazoa, Chordata, Testudines, Dermochelyidae. The coding region runs from base 42 to 758 and encodes 238 amino acids. The transcript is spliced from 2 exons. Gene Ontology annotation, cellular component: cytosol; nucleus; EKC/KEOPS complex. The record is from RefSeq and is a predicted model, not a curated record. Gene Ontology annotation, biological process: protein phosphorylation. Gene Ontology annotation, molecular function: protein serine/threonine kinase activity; ATP binding.